Pogonomyrmex barbatus (red harvester ant) is the source of this 1488-nucleotide messenger RNA. It is a transcript of the gene 7B2, whose product is annotated as Secretogranin_V domain-containing protein 7B2. Lineage: Eukaryota; Metazoa; Arthropoda; Insecta; Hymenoptera; Formicidae. Gene Ontology annotation, cellular component: secretory granule. Gene Ontology annotation, biological process: regulation of hormone secretion; neuropeptide signaling pathway. The record is from RefSeq and is a predicted model, not a curated record. Gene Ontology annotation, molecular function: enzyme regulator activity.
GGUUCGAUUUUACGAAUGUGGGUUGGCCGACGAGGAUCGGGCUCGUGGGCGACGGGCACAUUGUCGGGACGGGAUCGUAAACGAGGGGGAAAACGACGGAAAAAGGUAAAAUCAAUACUCUGGUACUCGCUGGGACCGCGAACGGCGCUCGUCGCGACGGCGACCGCGGCCGUCGAUGACGACGACGACGACGGAAAGCGUGUGUGCGGCGAAAACUGGUGUGCGGCACCUCUCCUCGAGGACAUCCGGUCCACGUCGUCGGUGCCGGUUACGAUGCACGCAUUGAUCAUCAUGCUGUACUGCAUUAUCUUCUUAAUCGCUGUUACUGCACGGGCGAACGCUUAUUGGCCCUUACUCAAGGAACAGGAUUUAUUGAGCGACGACUUUCUGCGAAUAUUGGUCAAUCAAUUGGGAAACAAUUUGAAUGACGCCGAUUCGUACUUAAGCGAUGAAUACCCGGAGAAAGCCAAGGAAUUGCCCAUGGAAUUGCCGACUGAUUACGACAGCAUGGACACGCUAAAUCCGAAUCCAAGUAUACGAGAUCAGGAAUAUCUGCAACAUAGCACGCUCUGGAGUCAUCGGUUCGAUGAUAAGAAUAAUAACAACAAGGGCUAUAACAGACAUAGGAUUCAAUCUGGUCUGAAAGGACUCAAGGACGAAAAGGCGGAAAAUCCUUUACCAGCUUAUUGCACUCCUCCGAAUCCUUGUCCAGUUGGAUACACGAGCGAGAACAAUUGUCUCACCGAUUUCGAAAAUACGGCGGCGUUUAGUCGCGACUAUCAAAGCGCGCAGGAUUGCAUGUGCGACACGGAACAUAUGUUAGAAUGCUCUAACGAUUCUGGAAGCAGCAACAGUUUGUCGAACAUGCAUAUCUCGAAUUCCGAUCUUAAUCAGAUUGUCGAACAGUUCCAGGAUGAAAAUCCAUUCUUUCAAGGAGAGAAAUUGCCAAUAGCUGCAAAGAAAGGCAUACACGUGAUCGAUUAAAGAUCACGCAGAAGCAAACGUGAGAGGAAACUUGGGAAACGAACAUCAAAGCAUAAUACAAAUUUUACUGAUUGAAGUUCGAAAUGAAAACCAAAAACAGGGCUUUUAUUUAAAUAUCGAUUAUUAGAUGCGUAAUUAGGCACCGCCUAAGAAUAAUAAACAAAACUCACGCAUUUACGCAGCGUUAAAGCGUCAAACAUUGAGAAACGUAACGUUUCCAAGUCUGAUGAUGCACGGACAAAGUUCUUAAAUGGACCACGGCUGUUUAUCAGCGGGCAUAUUAAAAUACACACACACACAUAUAUAUAUAUAUAUAUAUAUAAAAUUUCUUUUUUCAUAGAACCAUUAAUAGAAAACUUGUCAGAUACAUGUAAUCGCAUACAUGUACGUUUUACGAGAUGUCUAUAUUUGUGCGAUCGUUCAGUUUAGAGAACACUUUUUUUUACACGUUGAUAUUCUUUCAGUCCAAAGAAAUGCAUGGAGUAUUCCGUAAGAUUUGCAAAA